Molecule: messenger RNA, 2436 nt
Organism: Fraxinus pennsylvanica
Lineage: Eukaryota; Viridiplantae; Streptophyta; Magnoliopsida; Lamiales; Oleaceae
Source: the annotation of a GenBank genome assembly
AUGCAAAGCCCAUCGGGGUCGCCGGCGCAGCCGGAGGAAAUUCUGGAAUGGCUUCAGCAAGAAACGGGCUACCGGCCUUUAGGGCCGUACUCUUCAUCAUCCAAGGCGACCUCAAUGCCGACUGCCGACUCUCUCCGGAAGGUUUGCCGCGGUAACAUGAUCCCAGUCUGGAACUUUCUGCUAAAGCGUGUGAAAUCGGAGAAAACGGUCGAUAAUAUUCGAAGGAAUAUUCUUGUUCAUGGCGUAGAUGGUAGUGGUGGUGGCCACGAUGUGAAGAACAGUAGGGGGAGGAGUAAGGAUAAAUUAGGAGCAGGGAAGGAGGGUUUGGCGGAUAGCAGUAGUAGGGAAAUGGCGUUGCAGGAGAGGGAAUUGGCAGAGAAAGAAGUGGAGAAAUUGAGGCAGACUAUGAGGCGUCAGCGGAAGGAGUUGAAGACGAGGAUGCUGGAGGUUUCGAGGGAGGAGGCUGAGCGCAAACGCAUGCUGGACGAGCGAUCUAAUUAUAGGCACAAGCAGGUAAUGUUGGAGGCUUAUGAUCAACAGUGUGAUGAAGCGGCAAAGAUAUUUGCUGAGUACCAUAAACGUUUACAUUAUUAUGUUAACCAAGCUAGGAAUGCUCAGCGAUCAAGUGUUGAUUCGCGUGAUGAAAUGGUUACCAGUUUCCAUGUAAAUAGUGAGAAAGUAGCUUCAGCUGUUAAAGGCGCCAAAUCUGCAGAUGACGUCAUACUUAUUGAGACAACGAGGGAAAGAAAUAUCCGAAAAGUGUGUGAAUCCCUUGUGAUGCAGAUGACUGAAAAGAUUCACAGCUCUUUUCCAGCUUACGAUGGAAGUGGAAUCCAUACAAAUCCUCAGUUGGAAUCUGCAAAAUUAGGAAUUGACUUUGAUGGUGAUUUAACCACUGAUAUUAGAGAUGUAAUUGUAGAUUGCAUAAAAAGUCCUCCCCAUUUACUGCAGGCAAUCACUUUGUACAGCCAAAGGUUGAAAGCUCUGAUUACUGGAGAAAUAGAGAGAAUUGAUGUUAGAGCUGAUGCAGAAGCCUUAAGAUACAAGUAUGACAAUAACACAAUAAUUGAGGCUUCAUCUCCUGAUAUAAGCUCACCAUUACACCAUCAGCUUUAUGGAAACGGGAAGAUUGGAGGUGAUGCUCCUUCAAGAGGGAGUGAAAAUCAACUUCUGGAAAGACAGAAAGCACAUGUUCAGCAAUUUUUGGCCACUGAAGAUGCACUCAACAAAGCUGCUGAAGCUAGAAACAUGAGCCAACUACUUUUGAAACGUCUCCAUGGAACUGGUGGUGCAGUUUCAAACCACUCACUUAUCGCUGCAGGAACAUCACAGAGUAUGAGCAGCCUCAGGCAACUUGAGUUAGAGGUUUGGGCCAAGGAAAGAGAAGCUGCUGGAUUGCGGGCUAGCUUGAACAUAUUGAUGUCAGAAGUACAACGCUUAAAUAAAUUGUGUGCUGAAAGAAAGGAAGCGGAGAACUCAUUAAGAAAGAAGUGGAAAAAAAUUGAGGAGUUUGAUGCCCGCAGAUCUGAACUGGAAACAAUCUACACUACAUUACUUAGAGUAAACAUGGAUGCUGCUUCUUUCUGGAGUCAGCAGCCAUUAGCUGCAAGGGAGUAUGCAUCAAGCACAAUAAUUCCUGCAUGUAAUGUUGUUGUGGACUUGUCAAAUGGUGCAAGAGAUCUCAUUGAUAAGGAAGUUUCAGCUUUCUAUCAAACUCCUGAUAAUAGCCUUUACAUGCUUCCAUCAACGCCUCAGGCACUCUUGGAGGCAAUGGGUGCUAAUGGAUCUACAGGACCUGAAGCAAUUGCUACUGCUGAAAGGAAUGCUGCAGUGCUGACUGCAAAAGCUGGUGGCAGAGAUCCUUCUGCAUUACCUUCUAUAUGCCGUAUUUCUGCUGCCCUGCAGUAUCCUGCUGGGCUGGAUGGCUUGGAUUCUGGAUUAGCAUCAGUCCUCGAGUCUAUGGAGUUUUGUUUAAAGCUUCGAUGUUCCGAGGCUUGUGUAUUGGAAGACUUGGCCAAGGCAAUUAAUUUGGUUCAUGUACGAAGGGAUCUCGUUGAGAGCGGUCAUUCAUUGUUGAAUCAGGUUCAUCGUGCACGGCAAGAGUACGAUAGGACGACUAAUUAUUGUCUAAAUUUGGCCGCUGAACAAGAAAAAACUACUACGGAGAAGUGGAUUCCAGAAUUAAAGAAUGCUGUUCUAAAUGCUCAAAAAUUCCUUGAAGACUGCAAAUAUGUCAGAGGCUUGCUUGAUGAAUGGUGGGAACAGCCAGCCUCAACUGUGGUUGAUUGGGUCACUGUCGACGGAGAAAAUGUCGCUGCAUGGCAAAAUCAUGUGAAGCAGCUUCUGGCAUUUUAUGACAAACUGUCAAAGUGGAAUCUUAAAUUGCUGUACCAUUGCUGGGAGUCUUGUGUCAUGAGACUUGCAAAUGCUAUUUAA